Polyodon spathula (Mississippi paddlefish) is the source of this 1637-nucleotide messenger RNA. It is a transcript of the gene irx1b, whose product is annotated as iroquois homeobox 1b. The transcript is spliced from 4 exons. Gene Ontology annotation, biological process: cell development; regulation of transcription by RNA polymerase II; neuron differentiation. NCBI's taxonomy places the organism in Eukaryota, Metazoa, Chordata, Actinopteri, Acipenseriformes, Polyodontidae. Gene Ontology annotation, cellular component: nucleus. Gene Ontology annotation, molecular function: RNA polymerase II cis-regulatory region sequence-specific DNA binding; DNA-binding transcription factor activity, RNA polymerase II-specific. The record is from RefSeq and is a predicted model, not a curated record. Bases 234 to 1610 code for a protein of 458 amino acids.
ACAUCAGUUGGAGCUCAAUUGUUGAUCAGAUCACAUCCAAAGGACUUGCUGCAAAAGAAGGAAACUAAGAUAUCAGAAGAGCAAAAAGCUAUAUUGUUUCGUGUUCCCGUGCUUGUGCACUUACAGUCUGCCUUCUUGAUUAUUUUCUGCUUUGUGUGUGUGUGUGUUUUUUUUUUUUUUUUUUUUUUUUUUUUUUUCUUUACUGUGACUUUGUAUUAGAUCUAGUCCAGGAGAUGUCUUUUCCCCAGUUGGGCUACCCUCAAUAUUUAAGUGCCACCCAGGCAAUGUACGGAGGCGAACGGCCGGGAGUUCUGAGUACCUCUGUACGUGGAGGAAGCGCUGAAAUCGGGGCAAAUCCUUCUGCCACAGCCGCUGCUGUCACCUCGAUGCUGGGCAUGUACGCAAACCCUUACGCAGCGCACAAUUACAGCGCUUUUCUUCCUUACACCAGUGCCGAUCUGGCUCUCUUCUCUCAGAUGGGCUCCCAAUAUGAAAUGAAGGACAACCCCGGUGUUCAUCCUGCUACAUUUGCUGCCCACACUUCCCCGGCCUUUUACCCUUAUGGACAGUUCCAGUAUGGGGACCCUGCCAGACCCAAGAAUGCCACCAGGGAGAGCACGAGCACCCUCAAGGCCUGGCUCAACGAACACAGGAAAAACCCAUACCCCACCAAAGGAGAAAAGAUCAUGCUGGCCAUCAUCACCAAGAUGACCCUGACCCAGGUCUCCACCUGGUUUGCCAAUGCCAGGAGAAGGCUCAAGAAGGAGAACAAGGUUACAUGGGGUGCCAGGGACAAAGACGACGAGGAUGGCAACAUCUUUGGUAGUGAUAAUGAGGGUGAUGUUGAAAAGAACGAAGAUGAUGAAGAAAUUGACUUGGAGAGCAUAGACAUUGACAAGAUCGAUGAGAACGAUGGGGAGCAAAGCAAUGAAGAGGAUGAGGAGAAACUGGAAAGCAGGGAUCAUGGGGAGUUGGUGGAGAAUAUGGAGAAAAAACAAGACUUGACUGUGCAGGCACCUGUAGGAUAUGAUAAGCCCAAAGAUAUAUCAGUGGUUAAAGAGCCACCUGAAAGCAAUAACACAAGGGUGAUAUCACCUAUUGGGCAGGGCAAUUUCCAGAUGCCAUCAAACAACAAACCUAAGAUCUGGUCCUUAGCAGAGACUGCCACCAGCCCUGAUAGUUCUCAAAAGCCCUCGUCGCCUUCUGCACCAACCAACCAUUCCUCACCCCAGAUCCAACACCCAGCUUUUCUCCCUAAUCAUGGACUAUACACUUGCCAGAUUGGGAAGUUCCACAAUUGGACAAAUGGUGCUUUCCUGAGCCAAAAUUCCCUGUUAAAUGUGAGGUCUUUUCUGGGAGUAAAUCAACAUCACCAUCACCAUCUUCAUUCCCAGCAGCAACAAACUUCGGUAGUCACGUCAACAAUGGCAUCACUGAGCAGCGACAAGUCUUCAGAGAGUUCCAGUCUGAAACACAUAGAACAGGAAAGUGUUCAACGUACUGAAUCUCCAACACAGCCAUUAAAAUCGUCAUUUCAGCCCACCCACGACAGUCCCAGGAAUCAACAAGAGGCAACACAACGGGUUUUAACAGCUCUUUCUUCGGCCUGAUCAAGAUUUUGUUUAUUUUUUUUGUGG